Molecule: messenger RNA, 774 nt
Organism: Auxenochlorella protothecoides
Lineage: Eukaryota; Viridiplantae; Chlorophyta; Trebouxiophyceae; Chlorellales; Chlorellaceae
Product: Extracellular signal-regulated kinase 2
Exons: 4
Coding region: 1-774 (257 amino acids)
Biological process (GO): intracellular signal transduction; protein phosphorylation
Cellular component (GO): cytoplasm; nucleus
Molecular function (GO): protein serine/threonine kinase activity; ATP binding
Source: RefSeq, a predicted model, not a curated record
AUGGCUGACUUUGGGCUGGCCCGCUCCGUCGCGCAGCUCGCAGCCGAGGAGGGGAACCCCGUGCUGACGGACUACGUGGCGACGCGAUGGUACCGCGCCCCGGAGAUCCUGCUGUCCUCCAUGCGAUACACCUACGGCGUGGACAUGUGGGCCUGCGGCUGCAUCCUGGGCGAACUGCUGAAUGGGAAGCCGGUCUUCCCCGGCACCUCCACCAUGAACCAGCUGGACAGGAUCCUGGAGAUCACGGGUCGGCCCUGCGCCGAGGACGUCGAGGCGGUGCAGUCGCCGUUUGCGGCCACGAUGCUCGAGUCGAUGCGCGCGCCCGACACGCCCCGCCUGGAGGCCGCCUUCCCCUCUGCCUCCCCCGAGGCCCUGGACCUGCUGGAGAAGCUGCUGCAGUUCAACCCGGAGAAGCGAAUCAGUGCGGAGGAGGCGCUGCGUCACCCCUACUGCCUCCCCUUCCACAACCUGGUGGACGAGCCGGUGGCACCCAACACCAUCACCAUCCCCAUCGACGACAACACCAAGGCGGGUGACGAGUCACAUUCACAGCCCACACCGCUCUCCCCCCUGCAGCAUAUGAUCCACCAGUACCGCGACAAGCUGUACAUGGAGAUCCUCAGGAAGAAGAAGGAGAUGCGGCGCCGGAUGAAGGAGCGGGAGGCGGCGAGGGCGAGCCGGGGCACGCGAACCGGCGGCAGCAACCCUCAGCAGCAGCAGCGCGCCGCUGCGCCGGAGCAGGGGCGGCGCACGGCCGUGGCCGGUCGGGCAUGA